UUCCGCCACUGGGUGUGCGGCUGACUGCCCCUGGACCGUGGGUCGCCGCGGACCACCCCGCCCCCUUCACCUGCCGCGUCGUGGGCGCCUUCCCCCGCCCCAUAGUGCAGUGGUGGCUGGGGGCUGAGCUCCUCGCGCCCACGCCCCCUCCCAGUAGAGACGGUGGUGGAGGCGUGGUGAGCACCUUGCUCCUGACGGCCCGCCCUGAACACCACCACAAGACCCUGCUGUGUAAAGCCUUCAGCCCCAACCUGCCCAGGGCCGCCCUCCUCGACCAGGUCACCCUCCAUGUUCACUUUGUUCCUGUGGCGCGGGUGACUGUCAAGGGGAAGGAAGGUGGCAAUGUCACCGUCCGCCAAGGCGACUCUGUCACCUUCACCUGUCACCUAAGAGCCAACCCACCCGUCUACAACGUCACCUGGUUCCAUAACGGACGAGCGGUGCGUGGAGGGACAGUGGCGGGCCUGGAGGUGGACAACACCACAGUCACCCUGAGGAAGGUCACGCCCGACCUGCGGGGCCUCUUCACCUGCCUCGCCAGCAACGCUGAGGGCGACGGUCACAGUAACGCUCUCAACCUUAACGUCCAGUUCGCCCCGGUGUGUGAGAAAGGUCAGCGUCUGGAGUACGUAGGAGUCCGGGGAAAGUCGGUGACUGUGGCUUGCAACCUGCAGGCCUACCCCCCCUCCCUCACCUUCACCUGGGCCAUCAGGAGGACUCCAGAGAGCGCCCCGGAGCGGCUUGAGAGCGUGGGCCGGGAGGAGGGCCUGAGCGGACGGUACACGCUGACCCGCCUUCAGGAGGAGAGAGUCGAAGUCCUGUGCUGGGCCUCGAACGCCGUCGGGAGACAAGCCGCCCCUUGUGUCUUCGUCGUCUACACUAAGGGUCGACCAGGUGCCGUCAGCGGGUGCCGGGUGGGGAACCACACCGCCCAGGGCUUCACCGUCUCCUGCCCGCCCCCCGCCUUCACCAGUCUCCACACUCGCUACACUCUCCAUGUCUACGCUCAGAAGCCAGACUCUAGCAACAGCAGCAGCAGCAGCAGCAGCAGCAGCGGGCCACAACUCAACAAACACCUGGUCACAAACUACACAGCUUCCUCGCCGUUGUUCAUCGUGGCGGGCCUCCAGGCGGGGCGGGAGUUCGCAGUGGUGUUGAGGGCCAGCAACGACCAGGGCCUCAGUCCUCCGGUCGUCCUCAGCGCCUUCACCCUCAACGACAACGCUCAGACGGUCAUUAGACUGCCGUCGGGUCCGGGCAGUCGUGGCGGCGGCAGUGUUAGCGAGGCAGCCGACGACGGCGAUGGCAGCGGAUGGCAGGUGGCCGUGCCGCCAGUGGCGAUGGCAGUGGCGGCAGUGGUGAUGGGUGUGGUGGCGGUGGUGGUGGCGGUGAUGGUGGCGGUGACGGUGGCCAGGUGCCGCCGCCAGACUCCCCGCGCCCACCACCAGGACGACCAGCACAGGGAGGAGCGGGCACUGGUGCAGGCUGCCACCACCCCUGACACCACCAGCACUACAGUUUUCCAGACCCUUCACGUGGAGUUGUCAAGUGUUCCCGCCACCUUUACCAUGGCGCCAGAUGAGGUGACGGGGACCUCUGAGUGGUGUUCCCGCGGGGGAGCAUCUCUCUCCUCCGUCAGCCUCUCCUGACACCUAGAUGCUGACACUACCAACCCUCACCCACUCUACCCCCAGCCUCUCCUGACCCAGAAAGAGAAAUACCCAAGGGACGCACCGUUAGGUACCCCCUCCAUCACACCCUAGACCAGUCCUGACACCAUGGGGAAGGUACCCAGAGAGCGCCCUGCCCCUCAUACAACCCCAGACUAGUCCUAACAUCAUGGGGAAGGUACCCAGAGAGCGCCCUGCCCCUCAUACAACCCCAGACUAGUCCUAACACCAUGGGGAAGGGACCCAGAGAGCGCCCUGCCCCUCACACUACCCCAGACUAGUCCUGACGCCAUGGGGGAAGGUACCGAGAGAGCGCCCUGCCCCUCAUACAACCCCAGACUAGUCCUGACACCAUGGGGGAGGUACCCAGAGAGCGCCCUGCCCCUCACACUACCCCAGACUAGUCCUGACGCCAUGGGGGAAGGUACCGAGAGAGCGCCCUGCCCCUCAUACAACCCCAGACUAGUCCUGACACCAUGGGGGAGGUACCCAGAGAGCGCCCUGCCCCUCAUACAACCCCAGACUAGUCCUGACGCCAUGGGGGAAGGGACCCAGAGAGCGCCCUGCCCCUCACACUACCCCAGACUAGUCCUGACACCAUGGGGAAGGUACCCAGAGAGCGCCCUGCCCCUCAUACAACCCCAGACUAGUCCUGACGCCAUGGGGGAAGGGACCCAGAGAGCGCCCUGCCCCUCACACUACCCCAGACUAGUCCUGACACCAUGGGGGAGGUACCCAGAGAGCGCCCUGGCCCUCACACUACCCCAGACUAGUCCUGACUAUCUCCCUCACUUUACCAUAGAGUGGCCAUUACCACCAAGUGCCAUUUCUCUGGUAUUGAAGACGUCUUGGGAGGGUUCACAAGAGACCGGAUGUUGUUGCCGUUUGAAAAUUUAGAUGAUAACGAAUUUGGUGGCGUUCAAAAACAGCUGGGAAAGUCCAGAUUAACAAUGGGGAGAAUGCAUAAGGAGGCGACUUCUCCAUCAUUCUGGCCAGAGAGCGUGACCUUACCAGAUGAAGUGAUCUAGCCAGAGAGCGUGACUUUGCCAGAGCGUUUGACCUUGCCAGAAAGAGUGACCUUGCCAGAGAGAGUGACCUUGCCAGAGAGAGUGACCUUGCCAGAGAGCGUGACCUUGCCAGAGAGAGUGACCUUGCCAGAGAGAGUGACCUGGCCAGAGAGAGUGACCUUGCCAGAGUGCGUGACCUUACCAGAGAGCGUGACCUUGCCAGAGAGAGUGACCUUGCCAGAGUGCGUGACCUUACCAGAGAGCGUGACCUUGCCAGAGAGAGUGACCUUGCCAGAGAGCGACCUUGCCAGAGAGCGUGACCUUACCA
Messenger RNA from Procambarus clarkii (red swamp crayfish), 3005 nucleotides. Lineage: Eukaryota; Metazoa; Arthropoda; Malacostraca; Decapoda; Cambaridae. The record is from RefSeq and is a predicted model, not a curated record.